This is a messenger RNA of Diplodia corticola, 636 nucleotides long. RefSeq lists its product as uncharacterized. NCBI's taxonomy places the organism in Eukaryota, Fungi, Ascomycota, Dothideomycetes, Botryosphaeriales, Botryosphaeriaceae. Bases 1 to 636 code for a protein of 211 amino acids. The record is from RefSeq and is a predicted model, not a curated record. The transcript is spliced from 2 exons.
AUGACCUCCAACACCACCCCCACCCCGGCCAGUGCCGCCACCGCCGCAGCGCCCCCACCCGCCGACAAUCCCCCGGCGACGUCGACGUCGACGUCGACGUCGUCCUCGUCGUCGUCCACCGAGCCCGCGCCACCCGCGUCAGCACCCGCGCGCUUCGUCCGCGGCUCCGUCGUCCCGCACCUCGACACGUCGACGCCGGCCAUCAAUGCCGGCGCGCCCGUCGAGAUGGACGCCACGCCCACGCCCACGUCGUCGUCGCCGGCCGAUCUGCUGCACCAGAACAGAUCGUCGCGCGGUGCCGGUGCCGGUUCCGUCGGUGUUGUCGUUGCGGGGGCGACGAGGAGACGCGGGGAGGGAGAGAUGGAAAGAGGAGGAGAAGGGAAUGGUGAUGAUGAAACGGCGGAGAGGCCGUCGAGGUGCGGCAGUACUCCGGAUCAUUUGGCGAGGGAGGAGGAGGUGUUGGAGGAGUUUGGGUUGGGCGGGAGGCUUGAGAACCGCGCAGCCCUACUGCAGUCGCGCAAGAGCGAUCCGGCAGUCUUGGUCGACAUACCCCAGGGUCCUUCGGUCGAGGACUUCGCCGCCGUUGGCCUCUUGAGUCCGGCUGCCGACGACAAGAAGGCCGAGGCGGUUGUAUGA